Molecule: messenger RNA, 994 nt
Organism: Tripterygium wilfordii
Lineage: Eukaryota; Viridiplantae; Streptophyta; Magnoliopsida; Celastrales; Celastraceae
Product: polcalcin Syr v 3-like
Exons: 2
Coding region: 240-491 (83 amino acids)
Molecular function (GO): calcium ion binding
Source: RefSeq, a predicted model, not a curated record
GAUGCCACACUCGGUUUGUGAAAUGUAAUUACAGCAGGUUACAAGUUGUCCGAGCAAUAGUCGUAGUUUGACCCUUCUAGUCCUAAUGCCUCAUGUAUAGGCACAGCUGCUGCAAUUUGAAGUUCUCUAACUAGGGGGAUGACCUUACACUAUUCACUAUCCAUCUCUUUAAGAACCAGUCCUUCAAAAAUCCAAAAUCCAAUCAGAAAGAAGUUCAAGCACAAGAGAUAUAUGCAAAAAUGGCUGAUGAACAGGCAAAGGCAGAGCGCGAGCGCAUAUUCAAGUGCUUCGACUUGAAUGGCGAUGGCAAGAUCUCUGCAGCAAAGCUCGGAGACUGCUUGAAGACGCUCGGUUCAGUCACACCGGAGGAGAUUAAACGAAUGAUGGCUGAGAUCGAUACCGAUGGAGAUGGCUACAUUUCUUUUGAGGAAUUCACAGACUUUGCCAAGGCAAACAGUGGCCUCAUGAAAGAUGUUGCCAAGAUAUUCUGAUACUUCUAUCCACCAAUGCUGGUGACCAUGUGAGAGCCACAUUUUGAUAGCAAUCCAACUGAAGAUGUCUUAUGGUAGAUAAGUGUUUUCUUUUUGUCUUUUAAAGUUCUCUCAUAUCAUAUGAGGUCUUCUGAGGAAGAGAGUGUUCCAUUGCAUUCUGUUUCUUUUCACACUACGUUUUUCAAGAUAGACAAGAUCAAAUAGAAAUAUAUCAGCCUCAUGUUUCUUCAAUUUAUCUAACUAGAGACUAGAGAGAGAGAGAGAGAGAGAAUGUAUGUAUGUAUAAAUAUGCAACUCCAUUAAUUUGGAAUUUCUAAGCUUGAAAUGAAAAAUCUGUUGACACAUUUUUCCCAACAACUAUGAGAUUAGGGAAAGUUAAAUGGCAACAUCUGCUGAGUCAGGCAGAGAUUCAUGAUCCUAUUUACAGUUUCAAGACUUCUUUCAAUUCUAGAUCCUAUGACAUUCUAUUCAAGCAAGCAACUCGAUAAAAAAAAAAAAAAAAA